CUAGUGACACGACGAAAAACUGCAAAACCAUUGAAGUAAUUGAGAAGAGGGGGUUGUGCUUUCAUCCCCAAGCACGCGCGCCAUCUGUGCAGACCGGUCAGGGGGCCACUCUCUGCUACCACCACCCGCGUUACAAUCGCGGAAACGAGUUGGUCGUAUUCUCUCCCUCGUCAGUGAACCGUAGAACCGAGAGAUUUCCUCAUAAAGUCACGGUGUAAAAAAACGAUCCGACAAUCAUAAAUUAUCAGAGUCCCGAGUGUUCAGUGAGUGAAAAAAAAGUGCGAAAAAAACCCAGUGCAAAUCUGUUGAAACCACUGGAGGAGUUGAAAAAGAUAAUGGAAACCGGGUCAGAGAAAAUGUUAACGAGUUGGCGAUGACAAGUCUGAUAUUGGAGAACGCUGAUUUGAAUCGCUUGUUUCCAAAAUGCCGGCCUAGAGCUGGUAAUCCCCAGCAGUUGGGGACAACAGAUACGCAGCAUCAGUUGAAUCAGCAUCAGCCGCAUGAACGUCGUAAUAACGUACAGAAACAGGAGUCAGCAACGUAUACGUGUACGCUGUCGUCCUCCACGUCGUCGCCAGCAAGUAUUGCCACUGGUAGCGGUGGAUAUCCAGCUGACGACAUGAUAGAUCUGGAGCACGACACCACCGACAGGUGUAGAAAACGAGCGACGAGUCGAAGGAAAAAAACAGGUUCGCUGUCCCGUAGGACGGCUGGCGUGAUGCCGGGCUUCGAGGGUCAGACGGGUCAGAAUCAGCAGUUACAGGUCAAUCAGCAAACUGUUACCUCUGCCAAGCAAACGUCUUCCAGUUCCUCGUCGUCAGCGUCUGGUAGGAGUGAGGAUGCACAGAAUUAUGGGAGUAUCGGGGGAAGCGAUCAUCAGGGACAGUCGCAGCAGGAUGACGACAGUGGUCCGGAAGAGGGACCCGUUUACAUUCUCACCUCGGCCAAGGGAGACAGGAGUUACAAAUUACGUGAUUCUCGGAUCAUCGAAAUUGCUGGUGGAAGGGAAGUAUUUUCUCAGAGCAGAGGUAAAGUUGCUGCUAGGAAGCCUCGUUUUUUGACCUCAUCAAAGUCCGUGCCUAAUGAUGAUUCGCAGACAGAUAAUAAGUUGACUGUCAAGAAGAAUAGUAAAUCACCCAACAGGCAGAGUGUUUGGGAACUCCGAAGCAGGUGUGGCGAGGCACGAAGACAACGUUCAAAUCGUGAGGUAACAGAGACAGUAUUCUCAUCCGAAGUGCACUCAGUACGACGUAACGCAACAAAAUCAAUUCUUGAUUAUGAUUCACCAAAGGCUGCACGAAGCAAUCGUAUUAUAAACUAUGACUCGGUUCUAAAUAGUAAUAAUGUAGAGUACACAGUGCCGAAGAGUAUUACCGAUUUGGAUUAUGGAUUGCCGAAGAAUUGUGUAGAUUAUCAGUCGAAUAACACAACACCAGCCAGAAGCAUGGCUAUCGUAAGUGACGGUGAAGUCGUUGUAUUCGACGAUAUCGACGACAAUUGGCAGAGCUUGAGACUGGAUUUGGGUACGACAAAUACACAGCAGGUUAACAAUACCUGUUUGAACUCGGAGCAGGACGAAGGCCGGAGGAUUUCAUCGGAGCCGUUGGAAUCCAGCGUUGGGAGUACUCCAAGUCCCACAUCAACUUAUCCUAGAAAUACUUCAGACUUUUUUAAGGUAAUAACACCAGCGAGUGACUGUGAGGCAAAUUCACCAUCACCAGAACGUAAUCACAAAGUUGCGAGAGUAAUUGGUGAAUUACCGAUAGCCCAGUAUUCCGGUAGUCCGCGUCGUUACGGUGUACGUGAAAAUUCACGAUUACCGAGUUUAUUGUCAUCGCCAUCGAUGUACAUGACACCAAGGCCAGGCUUUCCCCAGCGAAUAUUACCAACAACGCCAAAUCAGAAGGACAAGGAGACUGAUUAUCUUUCAAAUGCGAAAGAAGAUACGACUGAAAUAUUAGUUGAAACUUCGAGUCCACAGAACGAGAUAAGUAGUACUCUAGUGGUAUCACCAACUAUAGAAGAGGCACCCCAACCUGAGCUACAAUCGCAAACACCAGAGCCAGAGGAGGAGGAGGAAGAGGAGGAUUUCCUGAAGCCAUCAUUUUUAAGCUCUGACAAUUUGUCCAGUCUGGUAACACCUGGUGGCAGUACUUUUGAUUAUCUCUACGAAUUUUCGGAGACACGUAAAGUCCUGGAGGAGUUCUUCAAGUGUCCACCACCCAAUGAGGAGAAAGAAAACAAUGGGGAGACAUUCCCCUUCCAGGACCUGGACUACGAACUUCGACGUCAGGGAGGAAGUUCUUACGUUGGACAACGUCUAGCCAGUGGAUUACCGAGCACCGAAGAGGUUAUGGUCCACGAAUCACCUAAGAAACAGCGAUCUGAUUAUCCACAAUCUGCAACAGAGCACGAGAACAAUUUUUUAGACCUCUCAGUGGGUACAGGUAGCAGUGGUGAUCUUGGUGAAACUGAAGUUGGCCUCCAAGUUGGCCACUCACGUAAUUUUACCCUAAGCCCAGAGACAACAGACUGCGACAGCAAUUGUGGAGAUUUAGACAGUGAAAUGUCCCUGAUGAUGAUGGAUAAUGAAUUAUUACCAGCCAGUGGCCUACUGGGCUCUGUCGGUGAUCUAGGUAACAACUCUGACUCAUUGAGAAUAUACACCAGUAUGCCAGUGCUCGAGGAUGGCCUGUCAAGUGGACAUGCCAGUGAUACUGAUAAUAAUAAUCCCACGGUUAUGCUCAUGAAAAGGCAGAUCAAUGAAAUUGAGAAGGAAAUUAUUCAGAGAACGAGAAAUGACAUUAUGGGAAGUGAUGUCGAGACUGGAAAGGACAGUUCUCUAAAUGUUACGAAAGAUAUACUGCAGACACUCAAAGCAACGUCACCAGAUUUAUUUAUAGCACAGAAAGAAAAUUCCUACGAGACGAAUGAACUCCAUCUUGACGGUCUGGAUCCAUUAGGGACACCGCCACCACCGGCACCACAGGGCAGACAGACAAUGAGCCUUGAAAUUGGGGGAGAAGUGGAGGCUGCCAUCAAGGAUAUUAGAAUGGCUCUGCAAAAGACCAAGACAUUACCGGUUAAAUCGCCCUCGGAGGAACCACCUGAGCCCAAUGUCUCACCUAUCUGGAUUCCAAGUAUGUUGGAUGGCAGGCGGCGGAUGUGCACAGAGAGCAACAGUGAGGACUCUGAGGCUCGCAGAGUUGAGGAUGAGAAUGAGGUUGAGGUGGAGGAAGUUGUCGACGAGGAGGAGGCCGACACUGAUCUCGAAACUGACCGACUCCUGGGACAACAGAGAACUGAUGAUCAGGGAUUUUACGAUGACAAGGGGUGGCGGAAGCCUAAAACUAGGACAAUGCUACCAUCAAUGAGUACGAAAGUCGUAACACCAAAGCAAACCCCACCAAAAACCUUGAGUGUAGCUCCAUUAGAGGCUUUAACUCCACCUGAACCCCUACCCUCAACCUCAUCCUCAAUGUCUCCACCACCUAUUGUAACGGUUAUUCAAUCGCCCUCGAAUGAGCGUGACACAACAUCACCCACGAAAAUAACGACGAGUCCCCAGAAGACCCCGGUUAAAAAUUCUCCCUCGCCCACCCAGAGCCUCAAGGAGUCCAGCGGAAAGGUGAAAAAGGACAAAGAUGGGAAAAAAAAGAGUAGGAACAAAGAAGGCCUCCUGGACGAUCCGUCAGUGCUCAUCGAGGGUGUUCUUUUUCGUGCGAGGUACCUAGGCUCAACACAACUCGUCUGCGAAGGCCAGCCCACCAAGUCCACAAGGAUGUGUCAGGCGGAGGAGGCUGUAUCCAGGAUAAAGGCACCAGACGGUGAAACUCAGCCCAGCACCGAGGUGGAUCUCUUCAUAUCAACUGAAAAAAUUAUGGUCCUGAACACUGAUCUUAAGGAAAUUAUGAUGGACCAUGCAUUGAGAACAAUAUCAUAUAUAGCUGAUAUUGGUGAUCUCGUGGUUCUCAUGGCUCGCAGACGAUUCGUCCCCCACGAAAUGGAAGAAGCACCCAAGAUAAAUAGAACACCAAAGAUGAUAUGCCAUGUAUUUGAGAGUGAAGAGGCACAGUUUAUCGCACAGAGUAUUGGUCAGGCAUUUCAAGUAGCUUAUAUGGAAUUUCUUAAAGCCAAUGGAAUAGAAGAUCACAGUUUCGUUAAGGAAAUGGACUACCAGGAGGUGCUCAAUUCCCAGGAAAUAUUUGGCGAUGAACUCCAGAUGUUCGCCAAAAAGGAGAUGCAGAAGGAAGUUGUUGUACCCAAAGCCAAAGGUGAAAUAUUGGGUGUUGUUAUUGUUGAAUCUGGAUGGGGUUCAAUGUUGCCAACAGUUGUUAUCGCUAAUUUGGCACCCGCUGGAGCUGCUGCACGAUGCGGACAAUUGAACAUUGGUGAUCAGAUCAUAGCUAUCAAUGGUGUAUCACUGGUUGGCCUUCCACUGUCCACGUGUCAGACGUAUAUAAAAAACUCUAAGAAUCAGACAGUUGUUAAACUCACUGUGGUACCUUGUGCACCAGUGGUUGAGGUCAAAAUAAAAAGGCCAGACACUAAGUAUCAGCUUGGUUUUAGUGUACAGAACGGUGUGAUAUGUAGUUUGUUGAGGGGAGGAAUUGCUGAGAGGGGUGGUGUACGAGUUGGCCAUAGGAUUAUCGAAAUCAACAAUCAGAGUGUUGUCGCGGUACCCCACGAGAAGAUUGUCAAUCUUCUGGCUACGUCGGUUGGCGAGAUUCUCAUGAAGACAAUGCCCACAUCAAUGUUCAGGUUACUGACAGGUCAAGAGUCCCCAGUGUACAUAUAAAACAAAAAAGGAGGAAAAAAGUAUAAUAAAAAAGAAAAUAAACGUGUUAAUGGAGUAAACAGUCAGUAACCUGGCCAUUUAAACGUAGUGAACAGACAAUACAAUCUGCCAUCCGCUGCUACAUCCCCCCCGCCCCACCCCCAAGGAAGAAAGGUUUGUUCCAAAUGAUGAAUAUUCGAGUGAUCCUAAGACCCUAAACCGUACGAUAUAAUACAAAAAAAGAUGAUGAUGAAACGACGUUAACUAAGUAUUUAAUCUGAAGCAUAAUUUAUAUAAUGAUUAUCAUAGAAAAAGUCUAUCUAUAAAUAUAUAAAUAUGAAAUAUAAAUAAAGUAUAAAUACAUUUUAUCAGGACGUAAAUGGGAUUUUCUAUGGCAGUUUUUUGGAAUAUUUGGAGAAUGAACAUUUUUAGUGUUGGAUCGUUAGGCUUGUGACGCUAGUUUUUAAAUGUAAAUUAGGGUUAAUGCUCAGUUUGGCUCAAUUCAUCGAUUAAGAAAGAAUGCUUUGCAAAGAUAUUUAUUAUUCAACUGCAAAGGUGAGUCCGAUUGAGAGAUUUGAAACAUUAAAACUGCUGUAGGAAUUCACAUUGGUGGAUUUCAAAAAAUCAAUACGCCAAGGAAGAUGAUAGAUAAAUUCAAUGCACACUAUUAUAAAUAGCACAAAAAAGCUCAUUUCAAGUUCUUGAGCAGGGCUAAAAGAUAAUAUAACAAAAGAAAUCUUGUAUAUUACGUAUUUAAUGACAAAACUAUGUAGUCCAAGUAUUUCUAAACAGAAUGACUCUAUUCCCAGUCCUCGAAAACUCAAUUUAAAGAAAAUGAUGGAUCUAUACAUUCCUCUACCUUCUGCGUAAGCUAAGAAAGUUUGCUUGAAGAUAAAAAACAGAAAAUGGUGGUGCCCAAGUCUGUUAAUUUUUACUGAAAAAAAAAAACAGAUGAAUUCGUAUUAAAAGACAUGUGUAUCUAAUAUGUAAUUUUGAAUUUGUAUGCCUCAUGACAAAUAACGUGAUAUUUAGAGGAGCAUGCCAUAAAUUAUGAUAAACCACAGAAUUAUUAAGACAAAGACGGACAUCUCUAUCCUACAAAUGUGUUCUUACCCUUUCUUCAUUUUAUUGCCACUGAGCUUCCAUUUCACUUGAAAGCUCGUAAUACUUAAUCACCACAGAAUACUUAUCAACUGUAGGGAGAGUCAUAAAUUGGCAAGAAGCAUUUUUUUGCAUCUGAUUAGUACUCGACAGACUGAAAUAUUGAGCAAAAGCAUUCGAAUUCGAUUAGAUGGGGAGAAUAAUAGUCCUCACCGUCUGGUGGUGCUCAUUUCGAUGAAUAACGCUCACGUAGAUUGAAAUCGAUCAUGGAAUUUGAGAAAGAACACAAUAUCAAAUCUUCAUUUCAACAAAUUAUUCUCAGCAAAUAUAGCAAGGACUGUUGAUUGAGAGAUAAUGGAGGGAAUAAUGUAGCCAUUUUUAAUUCAUAUCCUCGAUGAGAAUUGGAAUAGAUCAGAUUAUUUAAUACGGGAACAAAGAUAUUGUAUAGGUGGGUGGCUAACAAGUUCAAAAAACUUAUCUAGUCAUUAAAACGUAAGGGCAAAGUAUAUUAUAGUCUUCAGUUUAAAGUAAAGAACGAGGAGGAAUAGGAGAAAAAUGAUAAUACUCGACUGUUUUAGCCACCCGGACUGAACUUCUGAGAAUGAUUUAUAAGCUUUUGUUGUUAACAUUGAAUCCACGAUGUCACGAGAGGGAGUUAGAAAUGAUAAAUGAUUAUGCUUCGCUGUAUUAUUGAGUGCAUCGAGACCUGCUUGAAAAAUAAAACCCUAGCCGAUCUACGAUAUUCGCUCUCCUCAAUGUCACGAUAUUAUAAUUUCAUCGCUUGAAUCAUCCUCUCGAAUCCCUAUAAAUUGUGAGAGCCAAGUAACUAUCAUUCAAUUUUCGUCUUCAGUGUCGAAAAAAAAAAUUUUACCAUGUAGAUAACGAGUACCUUCUCUUUUUCAAUUUCUUUCGAAUAGCUCUCCUCUUUUUUGAGAUAAUUAUUAAGACGAGAAAAUAAUAAUGAAGCGAAUAUAUAUGUCUAGAAAAAGAAUAAAUCAUUUUUUUACGACAUCAUGUUGAUACGGUGGCGAUUGAAUAUGGGAGUUCUGAGCUACUCUACUCCAAUAUUCAUUACUCCAUCUUAGAAGAAGAAAAAUAAAUAAAUAAUCGUCGGCUGUUAAUAAUUGCUAGGGACAGAGAUUAAGACAUGGAGGAUGUAAUAUGGAAGAAAUAAUUAACAAGAAAUUUAACUUGUACUGUAUUUGAACUAAUUAUAUGUAAAAUGUGUUUAGAGGCAUGUUUUGUUGGAAUUAAUUUUUGUUUUUCUCCAAAAAGCUAAUGGGAAUUGCGAGUAAAGGAUGUUUGGGCAGUGACUCGAUAUAAAUUGAACGUUAUAAAUAAUUGAGAGGGACAAAAGAUGAUAUAAAUUAAGAAAUUAAUCCUAUUAUGAUGCUAGAGCUUGCGCGCUGUAGCUUGCGAGUCGUGAAGAGGCACGCUGAAAAAAAGUGAAAUAUAAUUGACAAAAAAAAUAUAUUUAAAAAAAUCAUCACGACUAUCUUUAUCAAUGUUUGUGAGUGGUAUAUAAUAUAAGUUAAAUUAUCAGUGAGCUAUUGAAUGUGUAUAUGGUAAUAACUAUUAUACUAGUCCACACAAAGAUAACAAUAAACUGUAAUUUUGAAUUCAAAAA
Diachasmimorpha longicaudata is the source of this 7505-nucleotide messenger RNA. RefSeq lists its product as uncharacterized. Gene Ontology annotation, biological process: chemical synaptic transmission. The coding region runs from base 374 to 4798 and encodes 1474 amino acids. Lineage: Eukaryota; Metazoa; Arthropoda; Insecta; Hymenoptera; Braconidae. Gene Ontology annotation, molecular function: protein binding. Gene Ontology annotation, cellular component: cytoplasm; dendritic spine; plasma membrane. The record is from RefSeq and is a predicted model, not a curated record. The transcript has 14 exons.